Messenger RNA from Talaromyces marneffei, 1518 nucleotides. RefSeq lists its product as uncharacterized. Gene Ontology annotation, biological process: negative regulation of rDNA heterochromatin formation; negative regulation of silent mating-type cassette heterochromatin formation. The transcript has 4 exons. The record is from RefSeq and is a predicted model, not a curated record. The coding region runs from base 1 to 1518 and encodes 505 amino acids. NCBI's taxonomy places the organism in Eukaryota, Fungi, Ascomycota, Eurotiomycetes, Eurotiales, Trichocomaceae. Gene Ontology annotation, cellular component: cytosol; Rpd3L complex.
AUGGCAGCACAAGCAGCUCUGAUCGAAGAAACUAUUAUUGGGUUGAAAAAAGCAUUACGACGAGAAAAUGAGUCCACAGGACCCGACGCAGCUAUUACUCAGCCUACGAAUCGAGGAAAUAAAUUACAAGUGAAUGCGAAAUAUGUCCAUGAAGGUGCCUUGGGAUUCUCGAAUCCGCACGAUUUCUAUAAACAGAAAGUCGAGCAUGCUGGAUAUACUCGCUACAUACUGCACCGAAACCCGCCCCGAUAUGAUUCCGAAGGUGAAGAGAUUGAUGGCGAUGAGGAACCGGACACGGAAGGCGAGGCAGAGGCCGCAGAAGACAAUCCAUUCGCAGGGAUCGCACUCGAACAUAUCCUCUGCCCUCUAAAACAAGCUUCGGAGCUUCCGGACCAUCCUACCCUGUCACAGCCUUACCGAUCAAAAGCCCUGCCGACAAUGAUUAAAGCAAUUGACGAAAAACUUCGGAGAGAAAGGGCACUUCUAGCUCGCGCACACAAUUUACAUCGGCUGUUCUUGGGAGACUCGGUUUGGAUGUCUUGUGGUGAUGUGGAGUCAAAAGAGGACCCAUACAUUUUCAAACGGCGCCAUGCAGAGGCCGCGCAUCAACAGCAGACAGACAAUGGAUCUCAAGGAGCGAAUGGCCGUGUCGACAUUGUCAAUAAUGGUGACCGUACUCGAAUGAACACGGUAUCGAGUAAUAAAGACAAACAAAAUACGGGCGAUGAUGUUGAGAUGACAGAAGCCCCCAUGUCUGAGACAGAUAAAAAUGCGGAGACUAAGGAGUUGAAGAAAGAGGAUGGCCUGCCUUCCUUGAAAGACGUAUCACCACAUAGUGAGGGUGGAGACGCAGAUUCUAUAGCCAGAAAAAGCAUUUCGUCCGCGAACGGCAAGCUCGAUAAAAAAGACCAAGGGCGCAAUACAACUCAAUCUUCCCCACAAGCACUAGACGCCGAGCAAGGCGAUACCGUCAUGCAAGAUGCAUCAGAGUCAAAAAAUGUUGAAAACAAUGAAGACACCUCAUCUCCCGAACCCCCACGACGAAUGACUACACGCGCACAAGCAAACGCGUCAACAUCAAACGAGAACGGUGCCACCACCAGCAGCUCGCGAUACCUCUCCCCUGACGCAGCCACACAACUCUCAACUGCCCAUCCCAUGUUCCUCGUAUCCAACGACAUACGACCAGACAAAGACUUCGGCCUUCCCCCCAAUGAAGCAGAAGAUACUCGCCGCCUACUAUGGUCCUACAUCCAAAAGCAAGAAGAAACCGUCCGCGGAUUCACAUACAUGUUGAACUCCUUACUCCAAGCCGACCAUCUCAAAGAAGACGUCUUUGAAUGGUGCAAGGCAGAGGGACACAUUGGCGAAAUGAGUGAUGGCGAGGAUUGGUAUGAUAGGGAGAAAUGGGGAUUGGCAGAAGGCGAAGACCUAAAGAAGGGUGCGGACGAUGACGAGGUUGAGACUGCUGUUGUUGAAGAACGGACUACGGGGAAGAGAGGUCGUAGACGACAGUAG